AUGAAGGAUUCAGUCUUAAGCCACCGCCAACAAGGCGAUUUCGGAAGAAAAAGAUUGGAGAACCAAGCCAAUGUUCAGAGUACAAAAUUCCGUGAUUUGGCUAAAAAUGGUUACUGGUUCGAGUCAGUGGAACAUGAUAUCGAAGAUGUCUACUGUGGAUACCGGCCUCGUGCGGAUCGUUCCAUAGCUCUUAAAAAGAAUAAGAAGUCGAAAGUGAUGGAACGAUCACAACGUUCAGACGACAGUCAUUAUAUUCAUCACGAACGUAUAGUUUAUGAGCCAAGGAGAAAUCUGGAACUUCUCCCGCCACUCAAACCAAUAGAUAAUGCCAAGGAAUUGGAGUAUCCGAACAAAGAAGUUUACGCAAUGAACAAUGCGAAACUUUUCUCCCAACGGAAUUCUCAGGAAAAGUAUCCGUACUCUCUCACCGACGUCACCAAGAACAUGGACGUGAUCAAAGUACCAACCACCGAGGCUUUCAAAAAAUAUUUCAAUGGAAAGCUCACAAAUCCGACAGUAAUCGAAAAUAAAAAGAAGAAGUUGGGUGUCCAAAGAAGAAGGAAGCAAAUCGUUCAGAAAGUGAGAAGCGUUCCACUCAAACAACGUCCGGUGUCAGCUCUUCCACCGGGACAGGCAAACCCGCCGGAAGGAGAGUUCGAAAGGGAUGCCGAUGGACGGCUUAUUCCUACGUUCAGUGAGCUUUUUUUCUCUUAUGAGAAAACUGAGAACUAUAACAAUUUGAUAAGAGAUUAUCUUUCAAUGGCUGGAAUCGGACAUACAUGCUACUCGGCCGAUUUCAAAUGUAGAAUCCUGAUUGGAUUCAUCACAAAGAACUUCAAGAUAGUCUUUGACAACAAGCUCGGAGACAUCUUCGAAAAACACCUCCAAUUGAUGGGAAUUUUCUGUUCAGACUGGAAAAAAGAGCAUUUCCAGGUAGUGAGAGAGAAGUUUCUACAACUGAAGAACGAGUGGAAGGAACAAAACAACCAGUGA
This is a messenger RNA of Caenorhabditis remanei, 993 nucleotides long. RefSeq lists its product as uncharacterized. Lineage: Eukaryota; Metazoa; Nematoda; Chromadorea; Rhabditida; Rhabditidae. The transcript is spliced from 6 exons. The coding region runs from base 1 to 993 and encodes 330 amino acids. The record is from RefSeq and is a predicted model, not a curated record.